Molecule: messenger RNA, 4371 nt
Organism: Erpetoichthys calabaricus (reedfish)
Lineage: Eukaryota; Metazoa; Chordata; Cladistia; Polypteriformes; Polypteridae
Gene: neurod1
Product: neuronal differentiation 1
Exons: 2
Coding region: 168-1193 (341 amino acids)
Biological process (GO): regulation of DNA-templated transcription; nervous system development
Molecular function (GO): protein dimerization activity
Source: RefSeq, a predicted model, not a curated record
AAGGUUAUGAGCCGCGGCUCCGGAUAGACCAUGCUCAUCUCUCAGCAUCAGCAGCGCCGCUAUAUAACCUGAGCAUCCACCACACAAGCAUCCAGAAAAUAGCGUGUCACCUCGCAAGAAGGGUUAUGAGAGCACAGUAACGAGAGAUACGGCAAAAGGUUUCGACAAUGACAAAAUCCUACACAGACAAGAGCAUCAUGCCGGAGUCCCAAAGUACCUCUAACUGGACCGACGAAUGCCUGAGCUCUCAAGACGAACACGACAUGGAAAAGAAAAAUGACGAAGACCCCAUGGCUCAAGACGACGAGGACGACGAUGACGAGUUUAACAGACUGGAGGACGACGAGGAAGAAGACGAAGAAGAGGAGGAUGGAGAUGACCAGAAACCUAAACGACGAGGGCCCAAGAAAAAGAAAAUGACCAAAGCCAGGCUACAGCGUUUUAAACUUCGGCGCAUGAAAGCCAACGCGCGAGAAAGGAACCGCAUGCACGGACUCAACGACGCCCUGGACAGCCUGCGCAAAGUUGUCCCGUGUUAUUCCAAAACGCAAAAGCUCUCCAAGAUCGAGACCUUGAGGCUGGCGAAGAAUUACAUCUGGGCGCUUUCGGAAGUCCUAAGGUCAGGUAAAAGCCCAGACUUGAUGGCUUUCGUGCAAGCCCUCUGCAAAGGCUUGUCGCAGCCCACGACAAAUCUGGUGGCCGGGUGCCUUCAGCUGAACCCCAGAACUUUCCUUCCGGAGCAGAGCCAGGAAAUGCCCUCACAUAUGCAAACGGCCAGUGCUUCCUUCCCGGUCCAUCCGUUCUCCUACCAGUCUCCCGGUCUUCCCAGUCCUCCGUACGGUACCAUGGACAGCUCCCACGUCUUUCACGUGAAGCCGCACUCGUACGGGAGCGCGCUCGAGCCUUUCUUCGAGAACGCGCUCAAUGACUGCACGAGCCCUUCCUUUGACGGACCCUUGAGUCCACCUCUGAGCGUCAACGGGAACUUCUCCUUCAAGCACGAACUGGCGUCGGAGUUCGAGAAAAAUUAUGCCUUCACCAUGCACUAUCCGGCAGCCCAGGGUCACGCUUCCCUUUACGCGAGCUCUGCCCCUCGGUGCGAAAUCCCCAUGGACAGCAUCAUGUCGUACGACGGACAUUCCCACCACGAGCGAGUCAUGAGUGCCCAGCUCAAUGCUAUUUUUCACGAUUAACGAGGAAAAAAAACAGAAAUAGCACGUUGAAGAACCCAAUCAGACGUACUCAGUGACUGUCUUUUCUACGCGUCCUCAAAUUGAGUACCAUCGCUACAAAAGUGCAAAUAUACGUUUAUUUUGAAGUAUGUACUUAAUGUUGUUACUGCCUUGAGGAGAAUCGGGGGUCCCCAGUCCCAUUCCCCUUAUGUAUUAUAUGUACUCUAUAUAGCGCUUCUAUAUCUAAGCCACGGUCUAACGGGAAAAGAAGAAUGGUGGCACUAUCUGAUCCAUUUAACAAAACCGCAAGCAAUAAUUAGGAAUCUAUGCAAUUUUUAAACAAAUAUGGGCCAAUUAAAAUAUAUAUAAAAAAUAUAUAUAUAUAUUUUUCAACCAGCAUUUUACUACUUAUCUUUCCCAUGCUGAAUUAUUUUGUUGUGAUUUUGUACAGAAUUUUUAAAUGAACUUUUAUAAGGUCGAUUUCCUUUUUUAACCCAUGCAGCUCCAUCAAUAUUUUAUAAUAAAAAGAAGUUAAAAAAAAAAGAAAAGUAGAAUUAUGUCUAAUUUAUAUGAAAAAAAAAUUUAAAUAAUCUAACCAGCAGACAAGUGCUUAGAAAUCUAUUCUGUUGCCUUAGCACUUCUUUACUGUAAAAUCAUGCAAGCUUGCACAGUUCUAUUUUAUUCUCCCACAAAUUUAUGUUGGUCUUUGGUGAAAGGAGGAAAUUAAAAACUUGUAUCCGAAUAAUAAUAAUAAUAAUAAUAAUAACAAUAAUAAUAAUAAUAAUAAUAGUAAGCUCUGUCCAAGGACUAUUCAUGCCUUGCACCCUAUUCUUGCUGGGAUAGGCUCCAGCUUCCUGGUGACCCUGCUCUGGAUAAGCGGGCUUAGAAAUUUGAUGAAUGGAUGGAAUGAUAAUAAUAAUAAUAAUAAUAAUAAUAAUAAUAAUAAUAAUAAUAAUAAUAAUAAUAAUAAUAAUAAUAAUAAUAAUAGUAAGCUCUGUCCAAGGACUAUUCAUGCCUUGCACCCUAUUCUUGCUGGGAUAGGCUCCAGCUUCCUGGUGACCCUGCUCUGGAUAAGCGGGCUUAGAAAUUUGAUGAAUGGAUGGAAUGAUAAAAAUAAUAAUAAUUAAUAAUAAUAAUAAUUCUUUGCAUUUAUAUAGCGCUUUUCUCACUACUCAAAGCGCUCAGCAAUUGCAGGUUAAGGGCCUUGCUCAAGGGCCCAACAGAGCAGAGUCCCUAUUGGCAUUUACAGGAUUCGAACCGGCAACCUUCCGAUUGCCAGUGCAGAUCCUAAUAAUAAUAAUAAUACUAAUAAUAAUAACAGCAACAACAACAAUCAUCAUCAUCAUCAUCAUAUUAUUAUUAUUAUUAUUAUUAUUAUUAUUAUUAUUAUUCCUGUCCGGGAACGGCUCCUGCCUUUCACCCUUUGCUUGCUAGGUUAGGCUCCAGCCUCCCCACAAUUCUGCCCAAGAUAAAGGGGGUUUACAAAAUGAAUGGGUGAAUGGAUAAUAUAUAAUAUAAUAUAAUAUCGCAGUGGUAGUUCUGCUGCUUUGCAGUAAGGAGACUGUGGAAGAUUGUGGGUUCACUUCCCGGUUCCUCCCUGUGUGGAUAGCGCUUUGAGUACUGAGAAAAGCGCUAUAUAAAUGUAAUGAAUUAUUAUUAUUAAUAUAAUAUAAUAUAAUAAUAACAAUAGUCAUAAUAGUAAUAUCUGAUGCACCCUCUUCAGGUAUUGUUCCUGCCUUGGUCUUUAUGCUUGCUGGGAUAGACUCCAGCUUCCACGUGACCCUGCUCAGGAUAAAGUGGGUUCAGAAAGUGGAUGGACGGAUAAUAUUAAUAUGGGUCUGAGAAUGUUAUGCUCUAUUAAUAAUGCCAUGAAACACAGGAGACUGAUAGGAGAUAAUAAUACAAAUAAUACCCUACAGCCUCAAACUGGACUGAGAGGGUUUUAUUAUUAAUGGUUAAUAAAUAAUAAUAAAACUAAAUUGCACCUUCACUCUUAAAAAUGCUGGUUCUAAAAUGGCACUUUACUGGGCUGUGUGGUUCCAUUGCUCGAUUUCAUUCUGGGAAAGGUGAUCUGCGAAUGAAGUUGCCUCUUUGGGCUUUGAAAAAGGACUAAACAAAAAUCUUUUAGUGUAGUAGGCAGGAUAGUGACAGAUUUUGAAAACCUGAACUUAUCUUAUGUUAUCGUAUUGAGUAAGAGUUCCUUUUAAAAAUCCUAAACCCAUUGGUAUUUCACAAUUCUCUAGUGUCUGUUCAAGGUUAAUUAUGGAACCCAUUACAGAUUUAAAGAAAGGGUUCUUUCCGGACCCUUCUCAUGGACCCCUCUUUCCCGCUCUGUACAGCCAAGCUGGCUCUUUUAUUUUUAAGAGUGUUGUGUUGGUGCGUGUUAUCAAUGGCGCUAUAAAUAAAGGAUUGCUUGAUUGGUUAUAAUCACACAUAUAUCUGAAAGGCAUAUGGAGACCGUAAUUGCACAAAAGGUUACGAUAAAACUAAAUGCCAACAUCUUUGUGACGGCAAACGCUGCUUGACUAUCAUAUAUUUUUGCACUGUUUCUUUUCUUUUCUUUCUUUUUUUUGUUUUUCAUUUUUUUUGUUUCUGUGUUAAACAUACGUUUGCUUUUUCGGCUGCCACUCACCCUGAUGUAGAAAACAGCUUGCCCCCCGAAUAAUUAACUGCAUGAUUCUGCGCUGGAAAGAAUCGGUGGCUUCAUGUAUCAAAACACGGAGCCUGCAGUUUUACGCUAUUACGUUAUUGCAAAUUUUCCUGUAGUUGUUAGGUAGUACGCUAGUCAAAGAGAGAAAGAGGAAUGAAAAAAUCUAAGGAGAAAAACACCAACGCUCACGCAAACGACUCCAUAAAUAGAUCACUAGUUAAUGCAUGUAUAAUGCAGUUCAGAAAAAAUACUUUUAAAAAAGUGCUGUUUGAAGUGUAUCUUGCUGGUUCAACUUGAAUCAAUUUGUACUGUACUUUUGUUUGUAAUCCUGUAUAUUAUGAUGUAUUGCCACAACGCAUUUUGGGAUUUCUAAUAAACAUCUCUGGACCAUUUUUAAAAAUAGUAUUGGACAUUUGGUAAAAUGUUGCAUUUCUCUUUAAAUGUGAUUUUCUUAGUGUUAUGUAAUUCCUAUGGGAUUAUUGUUUAUUUUGAUAGCUCAUAAAAGGUGCAAAAAUUUUAUUAUUUGUAGAAUAAAAGUAAUUAUCUCGA